AAGGAAAGAAAGGCAGAUAUUUGGAUUACGAAAGCGAAUUUAACUGGAAGGGUUGGUGGGAGAUUGAAAGUCGAAAGUCGAAAGUCUUUCCUUUUCUCUGCUUCAGAGUCAGAGGAGAGGAUCCCAAGUAGCGACUAGCAGACAAGCGAGGGAGUAAUAGAGAGAGAAGGCAUGGCUUCAGAUCGCAAAUUUUAUGAGUUUGAUGAUGUCUCCAUACACAGUCAACACAAGGAUUGCUGGCUUAUUAUCAAUGGGAAGGUGUAUGAUGUAACUUCAUUUAUGGAUGAUCAUCCGGGAGGCAGUGAGGUCUUGCUAUCGUCCACUGGGAAAGAUGCAACAAAUGAUUUUGAAGAUACUGGCCACAGCGACAAUGCCAGAGAACUCAUGGGAAAAUAUUACAUUGGUGAUAUCAACGUUUCAAGCAUUCCACAGAAACGUGGCUAUGUUCCUCCUCAUCAAGCACCAUACAACCCUGAUAAAACUUCGGAGUUUGUGAUUAAGAUAUUACAGUUCCUGGUACCUCUGUUGAUCUUGGGCUUAGCAUUUGCUGUUCGACAUUUUACGAAGAAAGACUAGCUGAAUAAUUGUUGCCCUUUCAGUCCCUCAUAGAACCCGUUGGUUGGUUUCUUCUGCCUUCGUAGACUGGGCAACCUUGAAGAGAACUUGCAACUUCUUUUUUGCCUACUGUUAUUGCAUUCGGUGAAUUGUGCGUGGACAUUAGCUUUGAUUUGUCAAUUAAAAUAGACUGUAGUUUGAUAUAUGGAGCUCCUUACAAUUUGGAAUUCCAAAUGCAUACUAAUAAGGCUUGUUUAAUAAGGUUUGUUUGA
This is a messenger RNA of Macadamia integrifolia, 827 nucleotides long. Its product is annotated as cytochrome b5-like. The transcript has 4 exons. Gene Ontology annotation, molecular function: heme binding. NCBI's taxonomy places the organism in Eukaryota, Viridiplantae, Streptophyta, Magnoliopsida, Proteales, Proteaceae. The record is from RefSeq and is a predicted model, not a curated record. The coding region runs from base 172 to 576 and encodes 134 amino acids. Gene Ontology annotation, cellular component: intracellular membrane-bounded organelle; membrane.